CCGAGAUUUGAAUUGAAAGUGAGAAAGAGACACACAAAGUUGGGAGAGGGAAAAAGAAAAAAAUCAGUGUUAUUGGAAAAAAAUGGCUAGCGGAGGAGGAUACGGAGAUGCGAAUCAGAAGAUAGACUACGUGUUCAAGGUGGUGUUAAUUGGUGACUCCGCGGUUGGGAAGUCGCAGAUACUGGCUCGGUUUGCAAGGAACGAGUUCAGCUUGGACUCCAAAGCCACCAUCGGCGUCGAGUUUCAGACUCGAACUUUGGUCAUCGAGCACAAGAGCGUCAAGGCUCAGAUCUGGGACACUGCUGGCCAAGAAAGAUAUAGAGCAGUUACAAGUGCAUACUACAGGGGUGCUGUUGGGGCAAUGUUGGUUUAUGACAUUACCAAACGUCAGAGCUUUGAUCACAUACCUCGUUGGUUAGAAGAACUGCGUAGCCACGCUGAUAAGAAUAUAGUCAUCAUUCUUAUAGGAAACAAAAGUGAUCUUGAGAACCAGCGUACAGUACCCACGGAGGAUGCAAAAGAAUUUGCCGAGAAAGAAGGCUUAUUUUUCUUAGAGACCUCAGCACUGGAAGCAACUAACGUUGAAACAGCCUUCAUGACUGUUUUGACAGAAAUCUUCAACAUUGUUAACAAGAAGAACCUAGUUGCUGAUGAAAAUCAGGGAAAUGGCAACUCGGCAUCUCUGUCUGGCAAGAAGAUUAUUGUUCCUGGUCCUGCACAAGAAAUCCCUGCUAAGAGGAACAUGUGUUGUCAGUAAUCCUGACUUUCUUUAUAUUUUGUUUUAAUUUAUUAGAUCUCAUGGUUCUUCUAUGUUCUUAUCUCCAUUUUUAAUGGUUUGGCUCAUUUCCUUUGUAUAUUUACGUUGUUCAAAAUUUAUUUUUCCUGAGUUGAUUAGUAAUUACAAAUUGCUUGGUACAAUGCCCGUGAAUUUCGUGGGUAACUUGGUUGGACUUGGAACAGUGUUGAUUAUGAAAUGUUGUCAUGCCCAUAGAUAUAA
Messenger RNA from Gastrolobium bilobum, 997 nucleotides. Its product is annotated as ras-related protein Rab11A. The transcript is spliced from 2 exons. Gene Ontology annotation, molecular function: GTPase activity; GTP binding. The record is from RefSeq and is a predicted model, not a curated record. The coding region runs from base 83 to 757 and encodes 224 amino acids. NCBI's taxonomy places the organism in Eukaryota, Viridiplantae, Streptophyta, Magnoliopsida, Fabales, Fabaceae. Gene Ontology annotation, cellular component: endosome.